CGCUGGUGAUGCCAGCUGAGCCUCUUCCAUACCUCUGGCGCGAGGCUGAAAAGGAAACUCGAGCACGCGCCGGAGCAAAUCGAAACGCAGCGCAGUUCCGCGAAACAGGGUGCGCACUGGGCAGACGCGGCCCCUGACGCUGCGGCGCUGAAAUACAAAGCCAUUCUUGGAAUUAGAUUCCUAGAACUUCCGUCAACCCGCAACACUGAAUUUACAAGAGAGUGGUUUUCUCACCGUCUUUCCUUAGAAUGGAAUAAGAACAGUGUCUGGUGAGCGGAUUACUCCGCUGGACUUCACCCUCUAUCUUUUCGGAGAUUGAAACUGACACGUUGGAUAUUUUAUAGUUAUGACCAAAAUAAAUUAGGAUUAUUUUACAUUUUGAAAAAAAUCUGAAAAGUCUAUUUAGUUAUUGAGAUUACUUUUGUUUUUCGGAUUAUUGGCGCCAUGACAACGUCAACUCAGUGACUAUUCCUACAAUAUAUAAUAAUCACUGGCUUUAUUGGAUAAUUGUAUAAACAUACAUGCCAAAAUGUUUAAACUGGAUUCAUAUUCAUUAUGAUUUAUUGUGUUCAAAGGGCUCUGUUGCGAGGGCCACCUUCAGAUAUGAUUGCCAGGAUGAUGAGCAGCAUGCAGCAGAAUGAUGGUGAGAGAGGAGAUUUGUGUUGUCAGAACCCGACUGCCCCUCUCUGUGACCCUACAGAGGACCUCUGCUGCAUCACCACCACCUUCCAGAACCUGCAGAACUCAGGUUGGUACUGGGGGUCCAUUUCAGCCAGAGAGGCUCGAGACGCUCUCCUGAAGGUGUCAGUGGGAACCUUCCUGGUACGCGACAGCAGCCACCCUCUCUACAUGCUGACCCUGUCAGUGAAGACAGCCUGUGGCCCCACCAAUGUACGCAUAGAGUACAGUGGGGGUCGCUUCCGGCUGGAUUCCAGCUCCCCAGGCCCCCCUCACUUGCUGUCCUUCCCUGAUGUCUGCAGCCUGGUGCAACACUACGUUGGCUCAGGCCAGACACAACAGGGCAAGAGAGUGGAGUCAGAGGGCCCUUCAAAACCUAAUGCCAAACCCAGCCCUUCCCAGCCCUCAGCGAAGGACAAUGCAGUACUGCUCAAGCUGAUGCGUCCCCUGCCACAGGCCUUCCCCUCUCUCCAGCACCUCACACGCCUCACCAUCAACUGCCAAAUCGACUGCAUUGACCAGCUGCCCCUGCCACGCCCACUGGUGCACUACCUGCAGGACUACCCUUUCCAGGUAUGAGGGUCCUUUGGCAGCCAUCCCUGCCCAAGGAAGGGCACACAGCAGGCCCAGGGACCUCCCAGUGAGGGUUAAAGGUUAGGACCUUAUGCUUACACCCCCCUAUCCACAUCGAUGGGACAGUAGUGGAGAGGGUAGUAAGUUUUAAGUUCCUCGGCGUACACAUCACAGACAAACUGAAUUGGUCCACCCAC
This is a messenger RNA of Oncorhynchus tshawytscha (Chinook salmon), 1448 nucleotides long. RefSeq names its product cytokine-inducible SH2-containing protein. Gene Ontology annotation, molecular function: 1-phosphatidylinositol-3-kinase regulator activity. Lineage: Eukaryota; Metazoa; Chordata; Actinopteri; Salmoniformes; Salmonidae. Bases 556 to 1257 code for a protein of 233 amino acids. Gene Ontology annotation, biological process: intracellular signal transduction; phosphatidylinositol phosphate biosynthetic process. Gene Ontology annotation, cellular component: phosphatidylinositol 3-kinase complex. The transcript has 3 exons. The record is from RefSeq and is a predicted model, not a curated record.